AUGUCCUCAACGCAACCACCAGUCCCUCCACCGGAAAACAACAAUGAGAAGCAGCCAGAGCCAACACCAACGACCUCCACAGAACCAAAUGCAAUGGACACUACGCCAGACCAACCCGCUGAAGAGACCUGGUCUGACAUUCCCGAGGACAUCAUGGGACUGAGCACCGACGAGAUACUUACACGGAUACGGCUAAUUGACAAUGACUUGAAGGUCAUGCGCUCGGAGACGCUGCGUUUACAACACGAGCAGAAUGUCAUGAAGGAGAAGAUCAGGGACAACGGAGAAAAGAUCAAACAGAACAAGGUGCUACCAUAUUUGGUCGGAAAUGUGGUCGAGAUACUGGAUGUGGACCCAGAAGGAGAGGAGGAUGGGGCCAACAGAGAUCUGGAUUCCAUGCGGAAGGGCAAGUGCGCGGUUAUCAAGACCUCAACACGGCAAACCGUAUUCCUUCCCCUCAUUGGUCUUGUCCCCGCUGAGCAGCUGAAGCCUGCGGAUCUCGUGGGAGUAAACAAAGACUCGUAUCUCGUCCUCGACAAGCUCCCGGCCGAAUUUGACUCGAGAGUCAAGGCAAUGGAAGUUGAUGAGCGACCCACAGAGACUUACACCGACAUUGGUGGUCUGGAGAAGCAGAUCGAGGAGCUCGUUGAGGCAAUAGUCCUUCCCAUGGAACAAGCCGAUAAAUUCAAGACACUCGGAAUCAAACCUCCAAAAGGCUGUCUUAUGUAUGGUCCUCCUGGAACUGGUAAGACUUUGCUAGCGCGUGCUUGCGCGGCGCAGACGCAAGCGUGCUAUCUGAAACUUGCUGGCCCGUCGUUGGUGCAAAUGUUCAUCGGUGAUGGCGCGAAGCUCGUCCGCGACGCAUUCGAGCUUGCCAAAGAGAAGGCGCCUGCGAUCAUCUUCAUAGACGAACUGGACGCUAUUGGAACCAAGCGGUUCGACUCGGAGAAGAGCGGUGAUCGAGAAGUACAGAGGACCAUGCUAGAACUUCUAAAUCAACUAGAUGGUUUCAGUAGUGAUGAACGAAUCAAGGUUAUUGCUGCGACAAACCGGAUUGAUAUCCUAGAUCCUGCUCUCCUUAGGUCAGGACGAUUGGAUAGAAAGAUUGAAUUCCCGCUACCUGAUGAGACCGCACGCGCACGUAUUCUCCAAAUUCACUCACGGAAGAUGUCUUGUUCUCUGGAUGUCAAUUACGAGGAGCUAGCGAGGAGUACAGACGAAUUCAACGGUGCUCAGUUGAAGGCUGUUUGUGUGGAGGCUGGCAUGAUUGCCCUUCGUGAAGGUGCUACGAAGUUGAAUCACGAGCACUUCCUCAGUGGGAUUUCGGAGGUCCAGAGCAAGAAGAAGAAUGCCCUCGUAUACUUCAUGUAG
Fibroporia radiculosa is the source of this 1371-nucleotide messenger RNA. RefSeq lists its product as uncharacterized. The record is from RefSeq and is a predicted model, not a curated record. Lineage: Eukaryota; Fungi; Basidiomycota; Agaricomycetes; Polyporales; Fibroporiaceae. The transcript is spliced from 6 exons. Bases 1 to 1371 code for a protein of 456 amino acids. Gene Ontology annotation, biological process: proteasome-mediated ubiquitin-dependent protein catabolic process. Gene Ontology annotation, cellular component: proteasome regulatory particle, base subcomplex. Gene Ontology annotation, molecular function: proteasome-activating activity; ATP binding; ATP hydrolysis activity.